AUGGCGGUGGAGCGGGGGUCCAUCCAGGUGCUCCUGCAGGCCGCCGAAUAUUUGGACCGGCGGGAGCGAGAGGCCGACCACGGCUACGCCUCCCCCGGCCCGGCCCCCGGCCCGCACACCCGCAGACCCAAGGCGCACAGGGCCCUGGACGGCCUCAGGUCUGUGCACAACGAGCUGGAGAAGCACAGGAGGGCCCAGCUGCGGCAGUGCUUGGAGCAGCUGAAGCAGCAGGUCCCCGUGAGCGCGGACUGUGCCCGCUCUACCACGCUUAGCCUCCUGCACCGCGCCCGGCUCCACAUCAAGAAGCUGGAGGAGCAGGAGCGGGGAGCGCGCUGCCUGAAGGCCCAGCUCCGCUCGGAACGGCGGAGCCUGCAGCAGCGACUCGAGCAGCUCCGCGGCCCGGCCGAGCGACUGCGGGUGGACAGCCUCGACUCCUCCGGCCUCUCCUCCGAGCGCUCCGACUCCGACCGAGAGGACCUGGAGGUGGACGUGGAGAGCGUUGUGUUCGGCGGAGACGAGGACCUGCUAAGUAGCGGCUUCAGCGCCCGGAGGGAGCACAGCUAUUCCAACCGGGGCGCCUCCUGGUUAUGACCGGCGGGGAGCCACAAGCGCGCGCGUGUGUGUAUGUAUGUGAGUGUACGUGUGUUGGGGGGGGCGGGUCACCCCAGUUCUGCCCCCCCGGGCUUUGGGCUGCAGAGCAAGAGGGCCCCCGGCCGGCCUGCUGUCCUCUCUGCCCGGCUGAGGGCCAGACUGAGGCGGAAGCAGCGGGGCGAGGACUGUUGGCAGCUCCGGCCGGAGCCUCGCCCGCGCUGACCGGCCGCCUCCAGCUGAGCCUUGGGCGGGCGGGGGGCCCGGCCUCCGAGCCAGGCAUCCCGGAACAGCUCGUCUCUCCGUGGCCCACCCACCCCCUGGACUGUGCCCCUCUGGGGCAGGCAAGCACUUGGGAGGCCAGGCGGGUCCCGGGCUGGUCUCCCCACCGCCUCUCUCCCCCUCAUCCUGCAAGCACUUGAGAAGGGAGCCGGGGCGACGGGGCCAGGAAACCCCGGCUCCUGCCCCCGCCCACCUCCCCAGCAAGCAGUAUUUUUC
Molecule: messenger RNA, 1086 nt
Organism: Tachyglossus aculeatus (Australian echidna)
Lineage: Eukaryota; Metazoa; Chordata; Mammalia; Monotremata; Tachyglossidae
Gene: MXD3
Product: MAX dimerization protein 3
Exons: 6
Coding region: 1-591 (196 amino acids)
Biological process (GO): regulation of transcription by RNA polymerase II
Molecular function (GO): DNA-binding transcription factor activity, RNA polymerase II-specific; protein dimerization activity; RNA polymerase II cis-regulatory region sequence-specific DNA binding
Source: RefSeq, a predicted model, not a curated record